UUUUUUUAAUUUAAUUUGAUUAAUAAUUUAUCUGUAGUAGAACGCAAUGGUAAGUCAACUUAUACGGCGAGUGACUCCAAAUUAACUCACUCGUGACCCUCUGGCUAAUUUUUAAAGUAGCCACCGGAAAUCGCUUGUCGUGCGCGUGAACUUGACGAUUGUUCUGAAGGUAGUAGCCUCUCGAGGUGUUUUGGUCCGGUCCAGUCCAGCCCAGCCGACCUCAGUCACCAAAAAAUGACAGCGAGGAAGUCUGGAUCACGACUGGAGACCGAGAUCGAGCGGUGCCGCUCAGAGAGUCAGUGGGACAAGAUACCAGAGCUGGUUCGGCAGCUGUCGGCGAAGCUAAUAUCAAACGAUGACUUGGGCGAGCUGCUGUUGGGAGAAUGCAAACUCCAGAUGUACUUGAAGGAGAAUCCCAUCAAACCGGGUUCGAGUCCCAGAGGUCCUCGUCCCAAACUGGUGGAGGUCAGGAAACAUCUCACUGCUGCUCUGGACAGAGGAAACCUCAAGGCUGAAUACCUACAGGAGGCCAGUUUGUUGAUGGCCAAACUUUGUUACGUGGAAGGAGAAUACAAAGAAGCUUUAGGUUACUUCAACAAGGUGAAUCUGGAUGACAUGCAGUUGGUUGGAGCUCCUGUGUACAGGUUGUCCAUGAUAGCUGAGGCGUAUUCAACCAAAGGCUUAUGUCUGGAGAAGGUCCCGGCCGUCUCUCCGGCUCUGUCGAACAGGAACACAGGGUCUCCGGCGUCCAACCGGAGCACAACGGAUCGGGAUCAGGAAAUCAUCACCUGCUAUGAGAAGUCUGGAGACAUCGCUUUGCUCUACCUGCAGGAAGCAGAGAAGGCGUUAUCAGCAGGGAUUCAGAACCGCAGCCCAAAACCUGGACCAACACCACAAGACAUGGAGCUGGGCUACUUCCUGGAGACCGGCCUGCAGAGGGCCCACGUCAUCCACUUCAAGAACGGCAACCUGACACAAGGCGUGGGAAGGUUUCGAGAGAUUCUGCGAGCCGUUGAGACCAGAACCACCCAAAACCUUCGCAUGACCAUAGCGCGACAGCUAGCAGAGAUCCUGCUCAGAGGGAUGUGUGAACAGAGCUACUGGUCUCCUCUGGAGGACACGCCGACUGUGUCACCUCUGGAUAAUUCCACACAGCCGGGACGCACCUACAUCAAGAGCUACACGCUGAGCCGACGCCCGCGGGUUUACUCGGGAGAAAAUUUGUUUUGCCCYCAGGAGAACACAGAGGAAGCUUUGCUGCUGCUGCUCAUCAGUGAGUCCAUGGCCAACCGUGACGCCGUCCUGAGCAGGAUUCCUGAGCACAACAACGACAGGAUCAUCAGCCUGCAGUCUGCCUCYGUGGUGUACGACCUGCUGACCAUAGCUCUGGGCAGGAGGGGGCAGUAUGAGAUGCUGUCUGAGUGUUUGGAGAGAGCCAUGAAGUUUGCCUUCGAGGAGUUCCAUUUGUGGUACCAGCUCGCCUUGUCGCUAAUGGCAGCGGGCAAGUCGGCCCGUGCCGUCAAAGUCCUGAAGGAGUGCAUCCGCCUGAAGCCCGAAGACCCCACCAUCCCUCUGCUGGCUGUGAAACUGUGCAUCGGGCCUCUGCACUGGUUGGAUGAAGGGGAGAACUUUGCGAAGCUGGUGAUCGAAAUGGGAGAGAAAGCAGCCGAGUUCAGAGCCAAAGGCUUCCUCGCCAUCGGCUUGGUCUACAGCCUUAAAGCCACCGACGCGUCGUUGCGGAGCAUGCAGGAGGAGUACCAGAGGAAAGCUCUGGGAGCCUUCCAGAGAGCUCAGAGUCUGACUCCCACUGACCAUCUCGCUGCUUUCUAUCUGGCUCUGCAGCUUGCCGUUUCCAGACAGAUCCCCGAGGCGUUGGGCUACGUUCGACAGGCGCUGCAGCUCCAAGGAGACGACGUCCACUCCCUCCACCUGCUGGCCCUGCUGCUCUCUGCUCAGAAGCAUUACCAGGACGCGCUGAACAUCAUUGAGAUGGCUCUGUCCGAGUAUCCGGAGAACUUCAAUUUGCUGUACACCAAGGUGAAGCUGGAGACGAUGUGCAGGGGACCAGAGGAAGCUCUGCUCACCUGUAAACACAUGCUGCAGAUCUGGAAGAGCUUCUACAACUUAACCAACCCCAG
Molecule: messenger RNA, 2138 nt
Organism: Austrofundulus limnaeus
Lineage: Eukaryota; Metazoa; Chordata; Actinopteri; Cyprinodontiformes; Rivulidae
Product: tetratricopeptide repeat protein 7B
Biological process (GO): protein localization to plasma membrane; phosphatidylinositol phosphate biosynthetic process
Cellular component (GO): plasma membrane
Molecular function (GO): protein binding
Source: RefSeq, a predicted model, not a curated record